CGACACUCAGCUAAGAUGAAGUGUGAUCUGCAAGUGCCACUUAUGCUGUUGCUGGGAAUUAGUGCUUGGAGGACUGCAGCUCAUUCCCUGGGAGGAGGAGGAGGAGUUGGAGCUGUUGGAGGAGUGGGAGCCAUUGGAGGAGUGGGUGCCAUUGGAGGAGUGGGUGGUAUUGGAGGAGUCCAGCCCGUUCCAGUCAUCCAGCAAGUUCCAGUCGUUCAGCAAGUGCCCAUUGUGCAACAGGUGCCCGUCAUCCAGCAACAACAGCCUCAGGCUCUGGGACUCGUAGGAGGAGGUGGAUUCCUUGGCGGCGGAAUCGGAGGAGGAGCCGGCUUUGGACGCUAUAAGGAAAGCUAUCGUGUACGAGCACGGGGCUUUGGGGGUGGAUACCGCGCCCGGUACGACAAAAAGUUCGGAGAAGGAUUCGCUGGAUUUGGAGCUGCUGCUGGAGCAGGAGCGGGUGCAGUGGGUGGCGGUCUACUGGGAUAGAUAUUAGUAAAUAAUGUAGAGAAAUUGCCAAAUAAAUACAAGUUAAUACAAAAC
Messenger RNA from Drosophila elegans, 540 nucleotides. RefSeq names its product glycine-rich protein 23. Bases 16 to 486 code for a protein of 156 amino acids. Lineage: Eukaryota; Metazoa; Arthropoda; Insecta; Diptera; Drosophilidae. The record is from RefSeq and is a predicted model, not a curated record. The transcript has a single exon.